GGGCCGGAGCCGGGCUGAGGCUUGGGUGCAGAGCUGGCGAGCUGCGGCUGGGGCCGCAGUAGGGAGCGCGGCGUGGAGGUGCCACCCGGCGCGGGUGGUGGAGAGAUCAGAACCCCCUUCCCCAACCCGAGCCAACCUCAGCGGGCACCGGGGCUUAGGGGCGCGGCGGCGGCGACUGCAGCGGCUGGACGAUGGCAGCGCCGGCCGGAGCCGGGGCGGUGAUUGCAGCCUCAGACAGUAGUCGCUGGCUGUGGUCGGUGCUGGCGGCGGCGCUCGGGCUCUUGACAGCUGGAGUAUCAGCCUUGGAAGUGUAUACACCAAAAGAAAUCUUCGUGGCAAAUGGUACACAAGGGAAGCUGACCUGCAAGUUCAAGUCUACUAAUAAGACUGGCGGGUUGACCUCAGUCACGUGGAGCUUCCAGCCAGAGGGGGCUGACACUACUGUGUCGUUUUUCCACUACUCCCAAGGGCAAGUGUACCUUGGGAAUUAUCCACCAUUUAAAGACAGAAUCAGCUGGGCUGGAGACCUUGACAAGAAAGAUGCAUCAAUCAACAUAGAAAAUAUGCAGUUUGUACACAAUGGCACCUAUAUUUGUGAUGUCAAAAACCCUCCUGACAUCGUUGUCCAGCCUGGACACAUUAGGCUCUAUGUCGUAGAAAAAGAGAAUUUGCCUGUGUUUCCAGUUUGGGUAGUGGUGGGCAUAGUUACUGCUGUGGUCCUAGGUCUCACUCUGCUCAUCAGCAUGAUUCUGGCUGUCCUCUAUAGAAGGAAAAACUCUAAACGGGAUUACACUGGCUGCAGUACAUCAGAGAGUUUGUCACCAGUUAAGCAGGCUCCUCGGAAGUCCCCCUCCGACACUGAGGGUCUUGUAAAGAGUCUGCCUUCGGGACCUCACCAGGGCCCAGUCAUAUAUGCACAGUUAGACCACUCCGGCGGACAUCACAGUGACAAGAUUAACAAGUCAGAGUCUGUGGUGUAUGCGGAUAUCCGAAAAAAUUAAGAGAAGACCUAGAACAUAUCCUCAGCAAGAAACAAGACCAAACUGGACUCUUGUGCAGAAAAUGUAGCCCAUUGCACAUGCAGCCUUGGAGACCCAGGCAAGGACAAGUACAUAUGUACUCACGGAGGGAGAGAAAGAUGUGUACAAAGGAUGCGUAUAAAUAUUCUAUUUAAUCUUCCUGAUGUGAGGAGCCAGUGUUGCAUGAUGAAAAGAUGAUAUGAUUCUACAUAUGUACCCAUUGUCUUGCUGUUUUUGUACUUUCUUUUCAGGUCAUUUACAAUUGGGAGAUUUCAGAAACAUUCCUUUCACCAUCAUUUAGAAAUGGUUUGCCUUAAUGGAGACAAUAGCAGAUCCUGUAGUAUUUGCAGUAGACAUGGCCUUUUAAUCUAAGGGCUUAAUCAGUCUUAGCAUUUAUUGUAGUUGGAGGAUGGAGAUGCUAUGAUGGAAGCAUACCCAGGAGCCUUUAACACAGUAUCAGUACCAUUUAUUUGUCUACAGCUUUUAAAAAAUAUCCAUUGGCUAUGCCACUUGAAAACAAUUUGAGAAGUUUGAUGUUUUUCUCACUAAAAUAUGGGGCAAUUUUUAGCCUUACAUGUUGUGUAGACUUACUUUAAGUUGCACCCUUGAAAUGUGUCAUCAAUUUCUGGAUUCAUAAUGCAAGAUUAGCAAAGGAUAAAUGCCGAAGGUCACUUCAUUCUAGAUACUGUUGGAUCAAUACUGAUUGAGUAGAAAAUCCAAGCUUUGCUUGAGAACUUUUGUAACAUGGAGAGUAAAAGGUAUCGGUUUUA
Piliocolobus tephrosceles (Ugandan red Colobus) is the source of this 1789-nucleotide messenger RNA. It is a transcript of the gene MPZL1, whose product is annotated as myelin protein zero like 1. Gene Ontology annotation, cellular component: focal adhesion; plasma membrane; cell surface. The transcript has 6 exons. Bases 192 to 1001 code for a protein of 269 amino acids. The record is from RefSeq and is a predicted model, not a curated record. Lineage: Eukaryota; Metazoa; Chordata; Mammalia; Primates; Cercopithecidae.